CAAGACAACACUAUCAUCCCCAUUCCCCUCUAGCUUUAAUUACUAGUCAAAUUCUCUCUCCCUCUGUCCCUCUUACUGCCUUUUUAUAGCUAGAACAAUUUCUGGACAGGGUGUUAAGGGAAAACCAAACCUAGCUAACGAAUAAACAUGGGAAAGGUAGGAGGAAGUUCAUGGUUGAAUGUAGUCAAGAAGGCUUUCAGCUCACCCUCCAAAGAACAUCAACAAGAUGAAGAUGAAAAGAAGAGAGGAAAAAGAAGAUGGAUCUUCCGCAAGCCUCUGUUCCGCGAGACCACUAUACAGCACAAUAAUGAAGAAACUAACAACAUUAUCAACACUAACGCAAUUUCAGAGACGGUUAAUCAUCAUCAUGCAAUGGCGAGAAAUUCAGCAUGCUACAGAAAUACUAACGAAUCAAUGGAAGUAGAGAAGAGAUGUACCAUUGCUGCGGCUUUAGCAACCGCCGCGGCAGCUGAGGCGGCACAAGCGGCUAUGGAAGUCAUAAGGCUCACCACCAACACAAGGAUUCCGAUUUCCGCGAUGCGAAUCAGAGAACAUCUACAUUUCGCGGCGAUUAUGAUUCAGACGGCUUUCAGAGGAUAUCUGGCUAGGAAAGCACUGAAGGCACUGAAGGGACUGGUGAAGUUGCAAGCAUUGGUAAGAGGACACAAUGUUAGAGGGAGAACGAAGAUGACUCUCCAAUGUAUGCAAUCUAUGGUCCGAGUACAGACUCAACUCUGUGAUCAACGCAGUCGGAGACUUUCUUCUUCCUCCGCUACCUUCAAGGAGACCGGAAAUUCAAUUUCAAGAGAUGAAAGCAACAGCGAUAUUUACUCAGAAAUGGAGGAAGAAAUUCCAACAAAAGAAGACUGUCUAAACUGUAAACGCCGGCUGGGAUUUUCGAGUAGUCGAGAACAACUCGAUUCAAGAUUCGAGACAGGAAGAACCUCGUUCGAUCAAACCAACCUGACUAUGAUCAAAACAAUCAGAAUGGACACUUCUCAAUCCCAUAAUUUCUCGCCAUCCCCGUCAAAACAAUCCAAUCGACGCAAUUCCCUAUCGUCCCCUUCCAAAUCGUAUCAUAACAUUGUUGAUCAACAUCCCAAGACAAACAAUUACCCAAAACCCUUGACUCCAACAAGAUCUGUGGUGCAUCCAAAUUACAUGUCCGACACUGCAUCAGCCAAGGCGAAGAUUCGGACACACAGUGCUCCGAGAACUACAAGACCUGUGACGCCGGAAAGAGAGCAUAAUUGGCGUUCGGCUAAGAGAAGGAUGUCUGGACCGGCUCAAGACCAUCAUGUCUAUAAUGAUUAUAGUGAUGAUAUUGAUGAUUCUGAGGUAUUUGUGGCGGAUUAUAAUCAAAGCUUGCCUAGAUCCAGCCAUGUUCGAGUUUGGUUGAGAUAGAAUUAACCUGAAGAUUAUUAUAUUCGUAUGUUUUUCAUUGGCAGUAAAAUGU
Molecule: messenger RNA, 1456 nt
Organism: Impatiens glandulifera
Lineage: Eukaryota; Viridiplantae; Streptophyta; Magnoliopsida; Ericales; Balsaminaceae
Product: protein IQ-DOMAIN 17-like
Exons: 4
Coding region: 148-1404 (418 amino acids)
Molecular function (GO): protein binding
Source: RefSeq, a predicted model, not a curated record